AUGCAAUUUGCUGUUCUCUCUGCUUUUGCCACAACUUUACUCCUUGCUGGCGCCGUGGCUGCAACAUCCUCGGUGGGAAUAAGGGAUGAAGUACUCGAAACCGCUGACAGAGAACAAAUUUGCGCUGACUUACUCCACUACAUAAACCUUCUCUCAAGACAAUACGCCAAAGACUCAUCUGAUUCACUGGGAGUAUUUCCUGGUGCCUCACCCCCCCGCUAUCGUCGUCGUUUCACUCGUCCCAUCGGUCGCUGA
Messenger RNA from Mesocestoides corti, 255 nucleotides. The record is from the annotation of a GenBank genome assembly. NCBI's taxonomy places the organism in Eukaryota, Metazoa, Platyhelminthes, Cestoda, Cyclophyllidea, Mesocestoididae.